Messenger RNA from Dibothriocephalus latus, 312 nucleotides. The record is from the annotation of a GenBank genome assembly. Lineage: Eukaryota; Metazoa; Platyhelminthes; Cestoda; Diphyllobothriidea; Diphyllobothriidae.
AUGUUGUCCAUCCGUUCUACUCUGAAGGUGUACAUCGGUUGCACCACAGCCGAUCUUGUCUUCAGAACUUCCUUACGGCUGCCCGGUGAGUUCAACUCUCCUCCAAAUAAGCUAACGUCUUUUUAUCCUUGCGGUUAUAAGGACAGCCUACGCAGUGCCAUGUGCAAUCUUCGCGCAAUGCCUUCUCAGGCGUCAUUGGCUACUUCCUUCCCCAUUCCCUUCCUGGACACGUGCAAGUUCGAGCUUGUCCAGCAUGACGCUGUUCGCCCGCCAAUCCAACCUCCCUAUAAGGGGCCUAACAAAGCCGUUUGA